AGGUUUGUUCACCACCAGUCACCCCCCUCUCUUUCGUACCGUACCGUCCCCUCCCACGCCCCAGCGCGCCGAGUCGGGAUAGUGGCAGUAUAAAGUAUAUCUUCCAUCCGAGACAGAUAAGAAGCGCCAGGCUCGAGGGGAUGAAGAUGGCGGACGCCAAGCAGAAGCGGAACGAGCAGUUAAAGCGCUGGAUAGGCUCGGAGACGGACCUCGAGCCGCCCCUCCUGAAGAAGAAGAAGACGAAGGUGAAGUUCGACGAUGGCGCCGUGUUUCUGGCCGCCUGCUCGAGCGGAGACACGGAGGAGGUGCUGCGAAUGCUCGAUCGCGGCGCCGACAUCAACUACGCCAAUGUGGACGGGCUCACCGCUCUGCACCAGGCCUGCAUAGAUGAUAAUGUGGACAUGGUGACCUUCUUGGUGGAGCAUGGAGCCUGCAUUAACCAGCCUGAUAAUGAAGGCUGGAUCCCCCUUCACGCCGCUGCCUCCUGUGGAUACCUCGACAUCGCUGAGUAUCUUAUCUCUCAAGGUGCGAGCGUUGGUGUAGUAAACAGCGAAGGAGAAACGCCAUUAGAUAUCGCAGAAGAGGAGGCCAUGGAGGAGCUUCUGCAAAACGAGAUCAACCGGCAAGGCGUGGAUAUCGAAGCAGCCAGGAAGGAGGAGGAGCGUAUCAUGCUAAGGGAUGCACGACAGUGGCUUAACAGUGGCCAGAUCAACGACGUCCGGCACACCAAGUCUGGGGGUACCGCACUCCAUGUUGCUGCGGCCAAGGGAUACGCUGAGGUUUUAAAGCUUUUAAUCCAAGCAGGGUAUGAUGUAAAUAUUAAAGACUACGAUGGCUGGACUCCGCUCCACGCUGCUGCACACUGGGGCAAAGAGGAGGCCUGCCGGAUACUAGUAGAGCAUUUGUGUGAUAUGGACGUCGUCAAUAAAGUGGGUCAGACGGCAUUUGACGUAGCUGAUGAAGAUAUUUUGGGAUAUUUAGAAGAGCUGCAAAAGAAACAGAAUCUGCUUCUUAGCGAAAAGAAGGAUGUUAAGAAGUCUCCUUUAAUAGAAACUACGACUACUGGGGACAAUAAUCAAUCUGUGAAACCACUGAAGAGCAAAGAAACACUUCUACUGGAGCCUGAGAAGACUGCGCCAAGAAUCGAGACUCUGGAGCCAGAGAAGGUGGAUGAAGAGGAGGGAGAGGGAAAGAAGGACGAGUCUAGCUGCUCGAGUGAGGAAGAGGAGGAAGAAGACUCGGAGUCUGAGAACGAAGCAGAUAAGACCAAGUCUUCUGUUCCGUCAAGCGUUUCCAACAGUACACCUACAACUGCACCUUCUAGCAUCACCGUCACAUCACCUACUACCCCAAGCAACCAGGUGACCACCCCAACCUCACCUACCAAAAAGUCUGAUAACUUUACUGGGGGGGAGCCAGGCUGUCCUGCGUUGUGGCGUCAAGGCUUGCGCAAAACUGGCAUUUCACUUGUGCCCAAAAAAGCGAUGGUGAGCACACCUGCAGGGAAGCUGUCUCCUAAAGAGGAGGACAGGAAGGAUGAGUCUCCUGCAUCGUGGCGUUUGGGUCUGCGCAAAACUGGCAGUUACGGAGCUCUGGCAGAAAUCAGCACAACCAAAGAGGCACAGAAGGAGAAAGACACAGCCGGGGUGAUGCGCUCUGCCUCUUCCCCUCGCCUCUCAUCCUCACUGGACAACAAGGACAAGGAAAAGGAGAAGGAGAAAACACGCCUGGCAUAUGUUGCACCAACUAUACCGAGGAGACAUGUUAGCACCUCAGACAUCGAUGAGAAGGAAAACAGGGAUUCGGCUGCUAGUCUGGUACGUAGCGGCUCGUACACAAGGAGACGCUGGGAAGAAGACCUGAAGAACAGCGAUGGAACGGCCUCAACAAACAGAACCUCCAGCUAUCAGCGCAGUACGUCACACACGCUAGCGUUAGGCCGCACGUCUAGCUCUCGCGACCUGCCCGCCAAAUCCUCCUCCGCCUCCAGCCUGGAGCCUAACAACUCUAAAGCCUGGCAGCCUUCCUCCUACUACCAGUCUUACAGCAUUCACCGCAGCGGCUCAUUUGGAAGAAGACAUGAAGAUCCUUUGAGUUCUACUUCCUCGUCCACAACAACGACCACCACCACCUCCUCUGUUACCUCACCUACAGGACACCGCAGCCUGCUGUCCCGGUAUUGGGCAGAGGAGAGCGCAGAGAAGGAGAAAGAGAAGGAGAAAGAGUCGGCAACCGUUAUCCCUACAAUCAACACUGCAGGCACCACCACUACCACAUCCACCACUGGAACUGUCCUGGGCUCUGACGGGCGAGAGAGACGCAGAUCGUACCUCACUCCAGUACGAGAUGAAGAAUCUGAGUCUCAGAGGAAAGCCAGAUCCAGACAGGCACGACAGUCCAGGAGAUCUACACAGGGUGUGACAUUGACAGACCUCCAGGAGGCCGAGAAGACCAUCGGUCGCAGUCGCCCCACACGGCCUCGAGAAGAUGAAAAAGAAGAGAAGGAGAAACAGGACAAGGAGAAACAGGAGGAGAAGAAAGAGACCGAGACCAAGGAGGAUGACUACAGGUCGCGCUAUCGUAGCUUUGAAGAGAAGUAUCGCACCUCGUUGGCCUCCAGCACCACAGCGUCCUCCACCAUCCCUUCAUCCUCAUCCAGUAGCUCGUCUUCUCUGUACAGCACCUCGUCUCUGAACCGACCCAACAGCCUGACGGGGCUCACUUCAACAUACAGCCGAUCUACACGCGACACCGACAGAGAAUCUGAUCGAAAAGAGAAAGAUGAGGAUAGAGACGGUGAUGACAAGUCUCAGCCACGCUCUAUACGCGACCGCAGACGACCUCGAGAGAAAAGACGAUCCACUGGAGUGUCCUUCUGGACCCAGGAUAGCGACGAAAAUGAGCCAGAUCAUCCCUCAGAUUCAGAAGGCAGCACUAAAGGAGAGCCUCAGAGCGACAGACUAUCUAGCAAUGACCCUCUCUCUACUAGCACUUCAUCCACUGACCGUUAUGAGUCUUUGAGUAGCCGUGGCAUUGGGGAGAGCCGACGUCCGUACUCUCGUUUCGAAAAAGACGAUUCCACUGAUUAUAAGAAGCUUUAUGAGCAGAUUUUAGCUGAAAACGAGAAGCUGAAAGCUCAGUUACGCGAUACAGAAUUGGAGCUGUCAGACCUAAAGCUACAGCUGGAGAAGGCCACACAGAGACAGGAGCGCUUUGCCGAUCGAUCACAGCUGGAGAUGGAGAAAAGGGAAAGAAGAGCUCUAGAAAGGAAGAUCUCUGAGAUGGAGGAGGAGCUGAAGAAUCUUCCUCAGGUAAAGCAGGUGCAGUCUCUGCGUCAGUAUAAUGAGCGCUUGCAGGCAGAGAACAGAGCUCUGGCCCGCGUGCUCUCCAAACUGUCUCAGGGCUGCAGUCACCUGCCCGCCGCAGACCUGUAGCUCCGCCCCCACCUCCCCUUACACCCCUCCUCAUGCUCCAUUCAGCUCCGCCCACGCCCAUAUAAGAUGCUACCAGACUUGAAAGCCGACAACCAGAGACUAAAGGAUGAAAACGGAGCGCUGAUCCGAGUAAUAAGCAAGCUUUCCAAAUAGAGCCGACCCUCCGGCAGUAACGGUAUUGCACAUCUAGAUAUUAACACGAGACAAUGGCGACAAAGAAGGCUCCGUCUCCCCCCAUUGCGUUUCCCAGCUUUCCCCUUGCUUCUCACCACACAGAACCACUGCGUUUAUGGAACUAAGGAAAAAAAACGUUAAACGAACGAACGGCAUCCAACACUUCAUGGGCGGGAAAAAGCCUCGAAAAACUAUUUAACCAAUAAGCCUUAGUUGUACAUAUGUCACUCGCAUCGGAAAAAAAAAUUGGCUGUCACAGAACACCAGAUUUUAUUUGUGCCACACUUUUCUUUUUUUCUUUUUGUUUAUUUUUUUUUCCUGUAUAGAUGUGGUUAUGCAAUGUGCAGCUCUCUUUCCCUCGAUUUCCUCUUCCUCUCCUCCAAAAAAAAGUCGCCAAAUGUCCUGCCUUUUCAUCAAGGCUCUGUCUUUCAGCAGAAGACAUGGCGUUUGCUUCGCACACUUCUUUUCAUGUCCCGAAAGAGACAACGGACCUCGCUUUCACUUAUGUGCAAUAUACGCAUUUCUUUCGUACGCGAAUGCUUUAAGAAAGAGUCCGUCACUAGUAAACGUUCACUUGCUCUUCACCUCACCCCCGUUUUUUUUUUCUCCUCUUCCUCUCUCUCUCUCUCGUUUCUCUUUGAGUUUGUAGUGUAGUCGUUGGUUUAUAUCUUGUACUCCUCACGUUGUUUUAGCAGGUACUGAGUGAAGUUGUUGUAUAUACCUGUAUAUGUAUUGUUUGAGACCAGCACAUGGCAUGCGUUUAUGGUUCCCCCUGUCUGUUACUAUUGAAAUAUACCAACUUCAGAGGACAAAAGUGUGUUUUAACUACUUCCUUUCUUCUUUUAUAAGUCGCGAAAAAAGUAAACAAUAGAGGCGCCCUCUUCCUUCAGGAGGAACUUUUUUUUUUUUUUUCGUUUCUUCUACUUCAGUUUUAAAAGUGUUCACCGUAAUUGUGAGAUGAUAAUAUAAACGCUUCACUACAUUUCACACAUUUUUAUUCAGUAUCUUUUUUUUUUUUUUUUGGAAGAGUGCUGUUCAAUUUUUUUGCUUUUUAUUUUCUUUUGUUUUGUUUUUUUUUUAAAGCUGUAGUAUUAGCCGAGGUGUUUGUCACUAAAAAGAAGAUGCUAGUUAUCGCUAACCCAAUGUCUACAUGCACUGUCAGGAGUCUUAGCGAACGUUUGCCAUCGCGUCAGAUGAAGUCCAUGCAUCGGAAAAACUCGUUUUAUGCAUUUCAGUGGCCUUUUACUUAAAAUAUACUGUAGGUGGGAAACAAUGUCGCUGUAGUUGGACUGUCAGCUGUCUCCUCUUUGGUUUAGGUUUUUAAUAUUUUGUUUUUGUUUUGUUUUUUCCCCUCCUAUUUUAAAUUUCCCAUCAUCUUGUAAAAUAGAUGUGUGGCUUCAUCCGUGCAAGCUGUGCUGUGACUACCAACCACUGAGAGUUAAUUAAAAUAAACUUGUACAUUGUAAAAAUC
Messenger RNA from Danio rerio (zebrafish), 5079 nucleotides. The record is from RefSeq and is a predicted model, not a curated record. NCBI's taxonomy places the organism in Eukaryota, Metazoa, Chordata, Actinopteri, Cypriniformes, Danionidae.